CAGGUGCGUAUACGACACACCGGCUCACGAUCUGUCUAUCUGCUGUCAGAAUGUAAAAAGGGCGAGGGAGGAACCACCAAAGAGAGCACGGAGGAGGAAACACCAGGCAGCAGACCAAAGGCGCGACAACCGACCCGACCCGACAAGAGCGAUGACGCACCCCCGCAGCGGACGCAAGCCCCGGACGCCGAAAGGCGUGCAGCGGCAGCAGACGAGCCGAAGGAGCGCACUGAAAAGUGCCUCUGCCGAAGGGCCAAGUGACAACAUAUUUGUGGAAACAAUAAAUCAAUGCUGCUAUGAUGCGUCCUGUGUCAGGUGUCCCCGCAACCCACACGAGGACGGCAGGAAGUCCGUUACAGUGGCGCCCAACCGAGGAAGACCUGAAGAAGCGGAGGACGACGGCGUCAUCUGGGCUCUCGUGGCAAGUUACACCAGGCUGCUCAUUGUUGGAAACGACAAAAGAAGAAGCCAGGAAAGCUGGUGUCGAGGCCAUCUACCUGGGAGGCGAGCUGUCGGCCAAAAGGAAGGAGGACGAGGGCUCCCCGGAAGAAGCAUAUAUGGAAGAGACUUUUGUUGAAUAUUACGGUAAAAAAGAAGAGGAAGAAAUUUCCGUUGAAGAUGAAAUUUACUUUAAUGGUGAAGUUUACGUUGAUGACAAAAUGUAUGUUAAAGAAGAAGUUGAUAAUGACGGAAAAGAAGUUAAAGAAGGUGAACUCCAAGAAAAUGAUGAAGAAAAAUAAAUAAUUGAAGAAAUUCUACAAGAUUAUGAAGAUGAUAAAAAUGAAGUAAUUGAAGAUGAAAAGGAAGUUAAAAAUAAAGAAGUUAAAGAAGAAGAAAUAAAGGAAGAAAUUCUGGAAGAAGAUGAAGAUGAAGACAAUGAAGAUGAAGGAGAAAUCGAAGAGGAAGACAAAGUCGAGGUACCUCAAGGAAUUGAGGAAAAAGUUCUUGUAGAAAUGCAAGAAAAGGAAAACGAGGACAAAGAAAAACUUAAACGAGAAGAAGUAACUCAAGAAAUUGAAAUGGAACAAAUAAUUGAAGAAUUGCUGGAAAGUGAUGAAGACGAACAAGAAAAGGAAGAAAUCGAGAGAAAAAGUCUUGGAGAAAUGCAAGAAAAGGAAGAAGAAGACAACGAAUAACUUGAACGAGAAGAAGUAACUCAAGAAAUUGAAAAAGAAAAAAUAAUUGAAGAAUUGCUGGAAAGUGAUGAAGACAAACAAGAAAAGGAAGAAGACAGAAAAAUUUGAACGAGAAGUAACUCAAGAAAUUGAAAUAGAAGAAAUAAUUGAAGAAUUGCUGGAAAAUGAUGAAGAUGGAAAAGAAGAGGAGGAAAUUGAGAACGAAGAAGAGUGGAGAAAAGCUCAAGACCUUCUUGGAGAAAUGCAAGAAAAGAAAGAAGAGGACAAGGAAAGACUCACAAAAGACAAAGAAAAGAAAGGUGAAGAAGUCAGAGGGCCACAGCAAUUUUUUUCCCGCUCCAGUAAGGAAACAGGGGGGGGAGCACGCUCGGCCGGACCGGAGCCCGGCCUCCAACUGAUGGGGGAGGUAUGUGGAGAGACACCACCGACGGGCCGACAACGGGCGGAAAGCAGCAGCGCGGGCCCACCUGGAGGCCCGGAGGCGGGGCAUGCGGCGGCAGGAGGAGGCGUGACGCACGCAGAGCGACGCUGCAGCGGCAAUCUAAUAAAGCCAAUAACUUGCUAUCCCCAGAGAGGAAGCAUUACUAUGUGGAACUGGUAAAUGGGAAUAACAGAUGUGAGGGUCGUGUGGAGGUGCGCUACAAUGAUACCUGGGGCACAGUCUGCGAUGAUGACUGGGACAUGGUGGAUGCCCAAGUUGUGUGUCGCCAGCUAGACUGCGGCGUCGCUGUCGCAAUGGGUACCAGCUCUCAGUAUGGACAAGGCACAGGAUUAAUCGUGCUGGAUAACGUGGACUGCAAAGGGAGUGAAACAAACAUUGGUCAGUGUGACAGUCUAAACUGGGGCGUACACAACUGUUACCACUACGAGGACGUGGCCAUAAUAUGUCGAGAACCACUGGUUGGAGGAGCAAAAGCUUCAGGGGAUGUUACCACAAUGUCCUCCAGGAACGCAUACUUAGAUGGCAUGGUCCGUCUGGUGGAUGGAAUGGACUUGUGUCAGGGCCGGGUGGAAAUCUACCAUCAGGGCAGGUGGGGGACAGUGUGUGAUGACGAUUGGGACGUGAGAGAGGCCGAGGUUGUGUGCCAGCAGAUAGGCUGUGGCCACGUUAUUUCAGCUCAUACAAACUCUUACUUUGGCUACGGCACAGGCCAUAUCCUUCUGGACAAUAUCGAUUGUCAGGGAAAUGAACCACAGCUGACAAAAUGUGCCAGCCUUGGAUGGGGCAACCACAACUGUGGCCAUCAUGAAGACGCUGGGAUCACCUGCUCAGGUAGAGAAACCACGACUGUGGCUGCAAUUUACCCUUCCACUGGAAGCCAGGAGUCUAUCUGGUCAACCCUAAAAACUGAAGCACCAGGUGAUGCUGUCACAGCAACAGAAAGUAUAAGCUCAACCGCCAUGAGAAAAGACUAUAUGGCUAUCCGCGUUGUGAACGGAAACGGCAGCUGCCAGGGUCGCGUAGAAGUACAGUACAGCAAUGUCUGGGGAACAGUGUGUGACGACGGUUGGGACAUGGCAAACGCUAUCGUGGUGUGUCGGCAGCUUGGUUGUGGCAUCGCUAUCGAAGCAAAGUCUCAGGCCUUCUAUGGUUAUGGUACUGGUCCCAUCUUGCUCGACAAUGUAGAAUGUCACGGCGACGAGAAAGGCCUUUCUGAGUGCACACAUUCGGGUUUGGGUCAACACAACUGUGGCCAUCAUGAGGAUGCUGGAGUCAUAUGUGAACCGUUUCUACGCUUCAGUGGAUUAGGAUUCUCCCGUGACUUAAGUGCAACUGACAAGACACCCGGCGGGGAAUCCACCAUCUCCACACCACCUGACGAAGGAACACUGAGACUGGUUGGAAGCAACCGUAUCUGUGAAGGCCGUGUGGAGAUGUAUCUCCAUUCUGAAUGGGGGACAGUUUGUGACGACGCUUGGGACAUCGCUGAUGCCCAGGUGGUGUGCCAGCUGCUUGGCUGUGGCGAGGCUUUAACGGCGUGGGGCGAAGCGCACUUUGGGCCUGGCACAGGAAAAAUUCUGCUGGACAACCUAAAAUGCACCGGAACAGAAGCAUCACUGUUGCACUGCUCUCAUAUAUCGUGGGAUGUGCACAACUGUGACCAUUCGGAAGAUGUCGGGGUCACGUGUUUGUUGUUAUGAUUGUUAGAGAAGAGUUUUACCAAGCAAUAGACUUUACACUGCUAAGAGAACCAACAUCUAUGUGAGAGCUUUCAGCUACAUUUUAGACAUAUAAGCCUAUUAAGCACUUUAUAAUUAACAAAGAGUUGCAAUUGUCUGGGAUAACACUGGUGAAUCCUGAAAUACCAAUGCAAGAAAUAAAUCAAAGACAGCAAUGUUGUUCAUCAUAGCUUAAAUUGAUCUAUGAAAAUAUGGCCCUUAAAAGCAAUGAGCUCGACAAUAUAGAGCGAUCUGAUUGGAUGAUUGUGUAAGAGCUUUUUAGACGAUGUCAUGGCAUCUUUCCCACAUUUGUAUUUAAAUCUACGGGAAUUAUGUUCUCUCCGUGACUGUGUGGGUUCCCUCUGGGUUCCCUCUGGGUACCCCGGCUUCUUCCCACCUCCAAAGACAUGCACCUGGGGAUAGGUUGAAUGGCAACACUAAAUUGGCCCUAGUGUGUGGACGUGAGUGUGAAUGUUGUCUGUGUUGGCCCUGCGAUGAGGUGGUGACUAGUCCAGGGUGUACCCCACCAUCUGCCCGAGUGCAGUUGAAAUAGGCUCAAGUACCCCCUUCGACCCUGAUAGGGACAAGCGAUAGAACAUGGAUGGAUGGGAAUGAUGCAAGUGCCAGAACAUCAUGUGCUAAAUGAACGGAUUGAAUUUAUAAGUAAUGGCUAAAUUAUUGUUUCUCAGCAUCGACACCAUGGGUUUUUUUAAACUGUGCAACCUGUAAAACUGUGUGUACUAUUAGUGGGCAUGUUGCAUGUGAUCGACUAGUAGGACUUUUGUGUGUAUUAUAUGGGGCUUUACCACAUAGACCAGAGGUCUCAAACACACGGCCCGUGGGCCAAUUGCAGCCCGCGAGACGUUAUUUUGCGGCCCGCAUCUUAAUAUGAUUAUUUAACAUUUUGUGACCCGUGAGUUUUGAUGCGGCCUGUGAGUUUUGAUAUGAAUAGCACUUUGCAGCGUCUUCCGCGAGAUUCCCAAUACUCAGUACCCCCCUAGGGGUAAUCAUUCUCCCAAAUUUCACCCAAACAACAAUAUCGAGGGGGCACCGUGGAGGUACUGUCUUUAGCGUUGUCUAUGACCUGAAAAAGCAGCAUACCAGCCAAGCCACAC
Molecule: messenger RNA, 4411 nt
Organism: Nerophis ophidion (straightnose pipefish)
Lineage: Eukaryota; Metazoa; Chordata; Actinopteri; Syngnathiformes; Syngnathidae
Gene: ssc4d
Product: scavenger receptor cysteine-rich domain-containing group B protein
Exons: 10
Coding region: 1545-3278 (577 amino acids)
Cellular component (GO): membrane
Source: RefSeq, a predicted model, not a curated record